AUGGAGAAGAGUUUCGUGUCCUUGUUCUUGCUGCUCAUCGUCAUCUCCUGUGCUCUGGCCAAGGAUGCGGGCAAGAAGGAUGCAAAGGACACUGCGGCUAAGCCAAAACUGCCUCAGACACUCUCCAGAGGCUGGGGAGACCAGCUCAUCUGGACGCAGACCUACGAGGAGGCGCUUUUCCGAGCCAAGCACAGCCAGAAACCCCUGAUGAUCAUCCACCACUUGGAAGACUGCCCACACAGCCAAGCCCUCAAGAAGGUCUUUGCUGAACACAAAGAUAUACAGAAGCUGGCUGAAAAAUUCAUUCUGCUGAACCUUGUGUAUGAAACCACAGACAAGAAUCUUGCACCUGACGGCCAGUACGUCCCUCGGGUUUUGUUCAUAGAUCCUUCCCUGACUGUGAGAGCAGAUAUUACUGGAAGAUACUCAAACCGUCUCUACGCAUAUGAGCCCUCUGACAUUUCAUUGUUGUAUUCAAAUAUGCAGAAAGCGCUGAAGCUCCUGAAGACUGAACUGUAAGAGGAAGAAGAAAGCCCUUAAAUAUUAUGAAGUCUUAUCUUCCAUCUCUUCUCCACACCUUGAUACUGGUGAAGAGACAUUUAGAGUGAUAUUUAGUGAUGUGUAGUGAUGGUUUCUAUACAUAAACACUACAGUUUUACAUUAGCACUUUUGUACUGGGAAGCAUUUUUAAAAGCUGGAGGCUUUUAUUUUAAGGCGUACAGAAGAAUAUACUGUAUGAUUCAACUGUAAAAAUGAUUUUUUAAAAAAUAAAUUCAUUUCAAGUGUUUACAUACAAAACAUUGCUGUUUUCAUUUUUUCCCCUUAUCUUCAUUUACCAUUAUUAGAAAUAGUAAAAUCACCAUGUUGCUUGAGACCACAGCUUGCAUUUUACAUCCAAGCAAUUUGGAAGGAAAAAGGCUGUCAUAGAUUAAUCCCAGCCAGCAGCCCAACCCCACACAGCCACUGCUGUCUGACUCCACUCCAGUGAGAAAGGAAAAUCAGAUGAGAAGUGAGAAAACUUAUGGGUUCAGAUAAAAACAGUUUAAUGGUAAAACAGAAGCUGUGUGCACAAGCAGAGCAAAUUGCAGGAUUAAUUCAUUGGCAUUAAUUCACUGCUUCCCAUAGGCAGGCAGGUGUUCAGCCACCUGCAGGAGAGCAGGGCCCCACCAAAUGUAAGCGACUUGGGAAAACGAACACCAUCACUCCAAAUGUGCUCCCCUUCCUGCUUCUUCCCCCAGUUUGUUUGGUGAGCAUGACAUAUGUCCCUCAUUCAGCUGUCUCAGCUCUGUCCCCUCCCAACUUCUCUGCAGCCCAGGGUUGGUUGCAGGGCAGUGUGAGGGAGCAGCAGACCUCAACUCCGUGUCAGUAAUCACAGAAAACAGCCUUGUGUUAUCAGCACCAUUGUGGCUGCAAAUCCAAAGCACAGCACCACACAAGCUACUGUGAAGAGAUUCAACUUCACUCAGCCAAACCCAGCAGAGGAAAGCAGCUUUUUAUCUCCAGUUUCAGCAGCUAGCUAAGCUCUCUAUUACUCACCCUACUUUAUCUCGUAUUAUUUUCUAGUAGCACCAGCCCAUGUAGAGCUUUCAUUAUCAGCCCUUUCUUUACAGCUAAAACAGCAAGAAGUCGAAAUCUUUCACAGAAAAGUACUUGAGACUAGAGAAUGGGAUCAUUUGCAUACAGAGCUUAUUUUUCUUUUGAACUGGUUGUAUUCUGAAGUGACUUAGGAUGUAACUACUUCCCUUAAAAGGCCCCUGCUUACAUCAGAUUUCAGUAAAGCCCUGAGAUGACUAAUAAAGGGAUACCACAUUGACUAUGUGGCUGGUUUCAUGAUUGCUUAUUCCUAAGCCCAAAAGGG
Molecule: messenger RNA, 1858 nt
Organism: Catharus ustulatus (Swainson's thrush)
Lineage: Eukaryota; Metazoa; Chordata; Aves; Passeriformes; Turdidae
Gene: AGR2
Product: anterior gradient 2, protein disulphide isomerase family member
Exons: 7
Coding region: 1-519 (172 amino acids)
Cellular component (GO): endoplasmic reticulum
Molecular function (GO): dystroglycan binding
Source: RefSeq, a predicted model, not a curated record